Prorocentrum cordatum is the source of this 680-nucleotide messenger RNA. The record is from the annotation of a GenBank genome assembly. Lineage: Eukaryota; Dinophyceae; Prorocentrales; Prorocentraceae.
AUGGGCCAGGCGGAGAGCCUCUCGAGGGCAGACGUGCACAGCCUGGCGAACUUCUCGAAGGCGGACAUCGCGCGCCUCUACAGCCGCUUCCGCUCCCUGGACGCCGACGGCAACGGGCAGCUCGACCCCACCGAGAUCCUCGGCGUGACCGAGCUCACCGAGAACCCCUUGGUGCGGAGAGUCAUCUCUGUCUUCGACAAGGACGACAGCGGCAACGUCUCCUUCCUGGAGUUCGUGCUCGGCCUGGCGAAGUUCACCGCCGGCGCGUCCGAAGAGGAGAAGCUGGAGUUCGCCUUCGCCAUCUACGACGUGAACAAGGACGGGUUCAUAUCGAACGGCGACCUGUUCCAAGUGAUGAAGAUGAUGGUGGGCGACAACCUGGGCGACGUGCAGCUGCAACAGCUCGUCGACCGCCAGCUGGUGAUGGCCGACAGUGACGGCGACGGGAAGCUUUCCUUCGACGAGUUUAAGGAGGCGGUGAAGAACAUCGGCAUCGCCGAGCAGUUGUCCGUUGACAUCUCGGUCGUACUGAGCUCGUCGCCGCACCGACGCACUAAUAUUGUGUGUGCGUCGUCCCCCCAGGGGCGACGCGCGCGCCGAGAAAUACUAAAGCAUAAGCUCGAUGCCGCUCGGCACACCUCAGGGCAGCUGGGCGCCACAGGGGCGGCAGCAGGGGGAAU